This is a messenger RNA of Dictyostelium discoideum AX4, 1128 nucleotides long. Its product is annotated as dullard-like phosphatase domain containing protein. The record is from RefSeq and is a predicted model, not a curated record. The coding region runs from base 1 to 1128 and encodes 375 amino acids. NCBI's taxonomy places the organism in Eukaryota, Evosea, Eumycetozoa, Dictyosteliales, Dictyosteliaceae. Gene Ontology annotation, molecular function: phosphatase activity. The transcript is spliced from 2 exons.
AUGGAUGAAUGUACACAAAUUUCAAAUGUACCAGAUCAAGAAUCAAUUGAAAAGGUUGUAACACAAAUUUCACCUCAUCAAAAAACAAUGGACCCAUCUUCAGUGGGCUUUGUUUAUCAUUGGAUGUUUUCAAUGAUGGCAUCAGCAUUAAACCUCAAUAAAUUACCAAACAUAAAUAAUGAAAAUAAUUUAAUAAUCGAUAAUAAUAAUAGUAAUAGUAUUAAUAAUAAUAAUAUUUUAAAAAAUAAAAAAAUAAAAUCAGAAAAUGACAGUAAUAAUAAUAAUAAUAAUAUUAAUGAAAAUAGUACAAAUAAAGAUGGUGAAAGUUGCAUUCAAUCUUUAAAUGAAAUCAUUUUAUCAUCACCAGAGUGUUCAUCAUCAUCAUCCUCCUCCUCAUCAUUAUCAUCAUCAUUAAAUAUUGAAGAAUCCGAAAAAAUUAAAAAUUGUGUAGAUGAUUGUGACCAUAAUCAACAUCAAAAUGAAAAACAAGAAAAAUGUAUUAACCAAGAUAAUAAUCAAAAUAAUAAUAAUAAUAAUACUAGUACAAUUCAACAUUUUAAUGAAAUUAACUCUUUAAAUAUUCAAAAUUUAAAUCAACCAAAGAAAACAUUAAUUUUAGAUUUGGAUGAAACUUUAGUUCAUUCAACAUUAAAACCAGUAACACAUCAUCAAAUUACAGUUAAAGUUUUAAUUGAAGAUAUGGAUUGUACAUUUUAUGUUAUUAAAAGACCACAUGUUGAUUACUUUUUGGAAAAGGUUUCACAAUGGUACGAUAUAGUAAUUUUCACUGCCAGUAUGCAACAAUAUGCCGAUCCAUUACUCGAUCAAUUAGAUACUCAUAAAGUUUUCAAAAAAAGAUUAUUUAGAGAUUCUUGUUUAGAAAAACAUGGAAAUUUCGUAAAAGAUUUAUCGAUGAUUGAUCAAGAUUUAACUUCAACUAUUAUUAUUGAUAAUUCACCAAUUGCAUACUCGAAUAACCUUGAAAAUGCUUUACCAAUUGAUAAUUGGAUGGGUGAUAAUCCAUCUGAUACUUCUUUGUUAUCAUUGUUACCAUUCUUGGAAAUGAUUAGACAUGUUCAAGAUGUUAGAAGUAUCCUCUCUUUGAGGUUAAUUAAUAAUAUGCAAUAA